Pseudovirgaria hyperparasitica is the source of this 3566-nucleotide messenger RNA. RefSeq lists its product as uncharacterized. Gene Ontology annotation, biological process: maturation of 5.8S rRNA from tricistronic rRNA transcript (SSU-rRNA, 5.8S rRNA, LSU-rRNA); maturation of LSU-rRNA from tricistronic rRNA transcript (SSU-rRNA, 5.8S rRNA, LSU-rRNA). The record is from RefSeq and is a predicted model, not a curated record. Bases 21 to 3566 code for a protein of 1181 amino acids. Gene Ontology annotation, cellular component: nucleolus. Lineage: Eukaryota; Fungi; Ascomycota; Dothideomycetes; Acrospermales; Acrospermaceae. The transcript is spliced from 2 exons.
CGUCGAACAAUGCUGCGAUAAUGACUGAGCAACAAAUGGAAGAAGAUGAGCACCAGAUAGUGACCGUGAAUAGUCCGGAGCAGCUCGCGAAGCUGCUGCAUUUCCAGCAGGACACGGCCGUGGCCUCCCAUGAUCUCAAAUCUGCAAAGGGAUUCCUCCAGACGUGCCUGGCUACAAUAUCUGAAGCAACGCCGACAGGGAAGAAUGUCGAUGUUUUCUCGGCAUAUCUGGAGCGUCAAUUCGCUCAAUAUCAGAGUGGAUCGAAGGACGACGCCGAUAAGCCGGCUUUCUUACCGGAUGUCUUCCAGACGUGGAAUCUCGCCGUUACGAACAGCAAUGAUCGCCUCUUUGCACUGUCCACUCGCGUUCUUCGGCUUAUCCUCCAGUGUAUCUCCAACUCGUUCGACUUGAGUCGUUUUGGCGCCCCGUUGUGCCGGACUCUCUUGCAGUAUGGCAACCUCAAGACGGUGUCGCGUGGGAUGUCAAGCGUCAAGCUGAGUGUCAGUUCGCCGUGUCUCCAACUUAUGACAGAGCUUGUCACCUUUGAUGGAGGUGCGUUUGCGCGACAAGUCUUUCUGAAGCGCGAGUGGACGUUCGACUCAAGUGCUCUGUCGCGCAAGCUUGGCUAUGCCAAUCGUCGUGGGGAGAAUGAGACGUUCGAAAAGGUUCGCGAAUCCAUUAGAUCUGAUGCAAUCAGAUAUGUGUUGGCCCACCUGAAGUUUCAGCCUGCGCAGACGCAGAUCGAGAUCUUGAAGCUGGGUAAUGUGGUGCGGCCGAUGUUUGACCACCUGAUAUCGGAUACGCAUGAUAUUGCCAUGGCGGUACUGGACACGGUUCGGGAGAGUGUGCUCAGGAAUAAGGGCAUACCGAGGUCUAGUAAGAGCUUUCUGCUUACAGACCGAGUGCUAUCGAAUGUUGCAAAACUUUACCACACAGAGUCCCACGAUACAGAGGAUAGUGCAGAGCGAAACGUGCACGAUGUUGCACACUCGUUUCUUCUGUUGGCGUGUACAUCGGCUCAGAACGGAACGCUAUAUGACUCUUGGGGCUGGUAUUACCGGAAAAGGGAGGAUAUUGAGACGAGCAACGAUCAGGUUUCGUUCCCGCUGAUGACAACACCAACUGCCACGUCCCUGCGAGGUCAUGAGGUCCAUCCGCGCAACACGAAAUUGGCCAGUUUUCUCCAGACGCUACGGCCAUGGGCGUCAAACCUGGAGCAAGAUCUUACACUUGCCAUCUUUGAGAGCUGCCCGGAGUUGAUGGCCGACUACUUCCUGAAGAAGUCAAGUUUCCAGUUUGACCCGAAACUGACGGCAACGUGGAUAGGAUAUGCGUCGUUCAUGUAUGCUUCCAUAUCACUACCGGUGCCGAAAUACUUUGGGCGAACCGGUUCGUACGACUCGUCGCCUCCGCAGCUAUCAGUCAUACUGGAGAAUCUUCUACCGUCCGCCCUCAACCAAGCAGUACUUACCCGCUGCCUGAACCAGAGCGUGGAGCUUAUCACCUUUUUUGCAGUCCGAAUCCUCAUCAUAGCGCUGGAGAAGCUCGAGACCGUGCUCAAGAUGUUUGAAGAGGCAUGUCUCGCCAGGAACAAGGCAACCUGGGAGGCCGCUGGCCAGACGUUGGUAUAUGAAUUCUGUCAACGGUGUCCGAAGAUGAAAGAUGCCGUCGCAGUAUUCUUCAAGUCCAAACCUGAACGCCAACUUGAGCGUGAAGCCAUCACACGGCUACUGGCGCUCUACUACCGAGUCGUGCCAUUGACCGCGCUCGAAGAGAACCUCGACGUCUCGAAGCAUCUGACGGAGAUACUGAAGGCUGAUCCACCGCAAGACCAUGGAGCGAAGGAGCUUAAGCUUCUCGAGCUAGGCCAUUUGCUGAACUGUGCGAGAUGGUCAUUGUCCAUGAAUUGGUUCAAAAAGGGGGAAGGGUCUGACCUGUCCCCAUUCACAGCACUGCUGAAGAUAGUAGCUGGAUCCUCGUCUGAGUCGGACCUACAGAGCUCAAAUUCCACCGAUCAGAUACGUGAUAUCGUGGCAAGCGUCGCACGGGACAAUUAUUUCCUGCAGUCUGAGACCGACGUGUCGUCUUGUGAGGCCCUUGUCUUGAGCAUAGCCAUGUGUCCCGGCCAACGCUUCCUGAGCUUCCUCGACGACUGCAUCGCCAGACAUGUCAAGCGACCGAUCAAAUACUGGGACGACUUGGAGACCCUCAAAUCGAAAGACAAGACACUUGCCCAUGCCAAGGGUCCAUUGAGCAUGAUCUGGAUGACCAUCUACGAGCAAUCCUCGUUCCUACGCGAUGCCGAUGACAUCCUCAUCGAGAGAGCCGCCUGGAUAGCACGCUUCUCGCUCUGCUGCAAGGCGAUAGGAGAGAAUGCUACCCUCAUCGACGCAUCAAUGCACCACAUCGCCAAGUCCAGCACCAAAACCAUGCGCACCACAAUCAAAAAGACCCUCAGAGACGCCUCCUCACACGAACGCAGCGCCAAACAAACUCUCAUCCAAACCACCCUCUCCACCAAACCCCAACCACCACCACCACCACCACCACCACAAACCGCCCCCGAACCCUCCGAACCCCCUCCAACCAAAACCCCAAAAGUCAACUUCACCUUCCCGCCCCCCUACGACCAAGACCACCCAGCCCUUACCCGCGCCCCACACAAAGACAUCGAAGCCCUCAUCGCCGACGCCGACCUCCCCGCCCUAAUCCUCUACCUCUCCUCCCCCGACCUGCACAUCCGCAUCCAAGCCCACACCCUCCUCUCAUCCAUCACCUCCGCCCUGCCCCACUCCCCCUACCAAGAACGCACCCAACUCGCCCUCCUCCUCGGCGAACUCCUCGAAACCGCCAAUUCAUUCCAUACUCUCCACUCCUCUUCUUCUUCUUCUUCAACCCCCUCAACCCCUUCAACCCCCGCCCUCAAAUCCAUCCCGGCCCUCCCCUUCACAGCAACCCAAUUCGCCGCCCACGCCCUCCCCAUCCUCGCCGACCCAACACACCCCCUUUACCCCAAACUAAACUCCUUCCUCAACCGCGAACCAGCAUGGCACAUCCCCCGCCUCCCAUCCUACUGGCUCCGCUCCGCCGUCCUCAACAUCCCUUCCUCUUCCUCCAACAACAACGUAGACGACUACGACCCCCACCGCGAAAUAACCUGGGUGCUCGACUACCUUAUCGACGCACUUGCCUCGACGGCAGAUCUGAGACUGUGUUUUCGCAAGGGGGUGUUUGAGAGGGUUUGUGCGUUGUAUGGUGGGGCGAAGGCGAAGGCGAACGGGUCGGCGACGGCGGGGGUGGGGGUAAAGGGGAAGGUGUUGAGGUUGUUGUGGAGGGCGACGGGGCUGGAGGGGGGGAGUGAUUUGUUGGUUACGAGGUAUGCGGUGUUGGGGUGGGUGAGGGGGAUGAGGGCGGGGGAUGGUGAUGGGUUUGAAGGGGCGUUGGGGGAGUUGGAGGAGAGGAUUGUGGCGACGUGUAGUCGGGAGAGGAUCGGGGAGUGGAGUCAUGGGACGGUUGUUGUUGGGGCGGCGGGUGUGGGUGUGGGUGAGGAGAUGGAUGUGGAUUAG